Molecule: messenger RNA, 1410 nt
Organism: Pieris macdunnoughi
Lineage: Eukaryota; Metazoa; Arthropoda; Insecta; Lepidoptera; Pieridae
Source: the annotation of a GenBank genome assembly
AUGGAAAACGCGGAAGAAGUAUUUCAAUUUCUCGAGGAGUUUACGAAGCGUAAGCCCAAAACAAUACCACAGGAAUUAAACGAUUAUUUAGUAUAUGUGGCCCGAACCGGGGAUUCAAUAUAUCAGUGGUCGCUUGUUAAAAGUUUAUUCAAGGAAAAGUUGUUGAAUGUAAUCACCGACUUCCACGAAUCGACACCAAGCGUUGAGAUACCCCCGUGUCCUAACGUUGAUCCGUUUAAUUACGAUAUAAUGAAAAAUAGUCUCAUAGAACGGCUUGACACAUUUACUUCAGCACCCUUUACAGUACAAAGAAUAUGUGAACUUCUUACAUGUCCGCGGAAACAAUACAAUCGUGUGGACAAAUUUAUGAGAGCCAUAGAAAAGAAUAUCUUAGUUGUUAGCACAAGAGAACCUGGAUUACAAAGAAACCAUGAACCUGAAAAUGGUGAGCCCAUGGAAGCAAUGGUAAAUGGUUCUGAUAAGAAUUCUGAGUAUAAUGUUGAUGUAGAGAUGGAGGAUAUGUCAUGGAAAGGGACAGGUGAAUCAAAACAAGAACCCGAACCACAGCCAAGCUCUUCUGAUGCUCAUAUUUCAGUAGAUGAUAUAGAGGCAAGAUUGCAAGCUAAGCAAGAUGAAAAAGACAACCAGGAAAGGCAAACAACUGAGUAUGAGUCAGUGACGCCCCCUGAACUUAAUGUUGUUGAGAAUACGGAAACAAUACAGGGAGAGAAAGUUGUUGAAGCUUCAAUGCCUAGUGUUUUGAAAACAAAUGUUAGUGAUAACACUGUUUCUGAAGCAAGUCUUGAUCAAAAAAUUGAUGUAGAGAUGACUGAAGAUUGUACUUCUGAACGCAUACUAGUGAUACCAGACAUUAAGGUAGAUGAUGCAGAAAUGACUGAACAGAAACUACAAAAAGAAGCACUUGAAAAAACUGAAACAGAAAGUAAAGAAAAUAUAGACCCAACUGUGCCAACAAUUACUACAGAUAUUGUAAAAUCUACUGAUGAAAGUAGCUCUGAUGUAAGCACUAAAGAUGAGACUGAACCUAAGAAUAUAUCUGAAGUGUCUUCCUCAAGUGAAGAAAGUUCAUCUUCAAGUGAGAACAAUGAUGGUAAUAGUAACUCUCCCAAGCAAUUGUCAGAGGAUGCAAGGGAGAGGAUGGAGGAACCAGCACCCAAUAUAGAAAAAAAGGAAGAAGAUGACUCCACCUUCUCCACCACUCCAUCUUCUAAGGAAACUGAUGUCAUUACAUCUGAAAAUUAUUCAAUAACGGAUGUUAAUUCUGAAAUACAACCUCAAAUAGAGCCUGUUGCUCAAGAACCCACUCAAAAUCCCGAAGAACAAAAAGAGGAUAUGAAGAAACAAGAACUAGUUGAUGUUCCACUUAAUACAGAAACUCCAGAAGCAUAA